This is a messenger RNA of Glycine soja, 1310 nucleotides long. Its product is annotated as PHD finger protein Alfin1. The transcript is spliced from 5 exons. Bases 284 to 1042 code for a protein of 252 amino acids. NCBI's taxonomy places the organism in Eukaryota, Viridiplantae, Streptophyta, Magnoliopsida, Fabales, Fabaceae. The record is from RefSeq and is a predicted model, not a curated record. Gene Ontology annotation, biological process: regulation of DNA-templated transcription. Gene Ontology annotation, molecular function: transcription coregulator activity; histone binding; transcription cis-regulatory region binding. Gene Ontology annotation, cellular component: nucleus.
AGUACUAAAUAAUAAGUUCCGUUUAGUUUCGCUCUCAACUCUCACGAGUCACAACCCAACCCAAUCCAUCUUUUUAUAUCCACACCACCAAAUCCAAAUUCCAAUGCUUCUUCUUCCUUCUUCUUAUUUCAAUUUCAAUCACUACUACUUCACGCUUUUGUUUCUCCAUUUUUAAACCCUAAAUCUAUCUAUCUAAUAGAGAUAAGAUAGGGCAAAAACAAAACCCUAGCCAAAGAAAAACCUUGUUGAGCAGCAACAGCAGCAGCAGCAGAGAGAGAGGAAUAUGGAAGGAGUACCGCACCCAAUACCCAGAACAGUCGAAGAGGUUUUCACCGAUUUUAAGGGCAGACGCGCCGGUUUGAUCAAGGCUCUCACUACCGAUGUUGAAAAGUUUUACCAGCAGUGCGAUCCUGAGAAGGAGAAUUUGUGUCUAUAUGGGUUUCCAAAUGAAACAUGGGAAGUGAAUUUGCCUGUUGAGGAAGUGCCUCCUGAACUUCCUGAGCCAGCAUUAGGUAUAAACUUUGCCAGGGACGGCAUGCAAGAGAAGGACUGGCUAUCACUGGUUGCAGUUCACAGUGACUCAUGGCUGCUUGCUGUUGCUUUCUAUUUUGGUGCCCGCUUUGGAUUUGGUAAGAAUGAAAGGAAAAGGCUUUUUCAGAUGAUAAAUGAUCUGCCAACAAUCUUCGAACUUGUGACUGGAAGUGCUAGGCAAUCAAAGGAUCAACCAGCUGCCCACAACAAUGGUAGCAAAUGCAAAUCAAGUGGAAAGUCCCGUCAGUCUGAGUCUCAGGCCAAGGGGAUGAAGAUGUCUGCACCACCCAAAGAAGAGGAUGAGAGUGGAGAAGAAGAAGAAGAAGAUGAUGAACAAGGUGCGACAUGUGGUGCUUGCGGUGAUAAUUAUGGCACUGAUGAAUUCUGGAUCUGUUGUGAUAUGUGUGAAAGAUGGUUCCAUGGUAAAUGUGUUAAAAUUACUCCUGCUAAGGCUGAGCACAUCAAGCAAUACAAGUGCCCUAGCUGCAGUAACAAGAGGGUUAGAGUUUGAAAGCUCUAAACCUUUGAACCAAUCACCAAUUAAACAGACAAGAUUUAGAAUGUUUGAUAACAUUUUUACAAGUGAAAAUUGCUUCCUGUUCAAGUCAAUGAUGCACUUUAAUGACUAUGCAGAUGGAAUUUCAAGUUUUGCUACUGUUCAUUACUACUGUCUAAUCUUCUUGGGAAUUGUGUUAAGUAGUCAUUGGCAACAAGGAUAUUAUAUAAAUAUAUUCUGCAGUUUCUUGUUUUGAUUUUAAUAAAUAUUUCAUUUAUUUCUA